GUCAGGAGGCUGUGAAUAAGGCUGGCUCGCGUGCUUUCAGGAACAUGCAGAACACCGGAGGCUGUUCGGGGAUCGUCAUCAGUCCUGCAACGAGAUGUCACGCGCAUUCUGUUCACACUAGCAUCUUUCACCUCUUGUCUUACCGAGGAAACAGCACACGUUACAGAGGGAGACGCACUUUGCAAAGCGUUUGGUCAUUGCAUCUUUCAGAGGGACGUAAAAACAGUGGAUACGUUGACAUGGUAAAGUGCACUCCAGAGUCUCUGGGCUCGCAUUUCUCGUGUGUUAGUUCCGUCCAAGACCGGCUGUAUUAGAUGCUUGUUUAUGAAAGACUUUAAUGCACAUCAUCACAAAUGCUUCACAUUGUUGUUGAGAACGGCGACGUGCUUUUCCCCCGCAAUGAUGUCCUUGUCUUUGUAGCCAACGAGCAGUUGGUGUUUUGAAAGGUUUCUCUAUGCUGGUUUCAUUUAUGCAUCUCAACAUUUGUCAAGGAAGAAGAUGAGAAAUAAUGACUGACAACUGAAGCACUACCUCAUGAGAAGAUCUUCUUUUAUUAUCCAGAUUUUGGACCUCUACAGGUCCGUCCAAAUACACAGAAGUGGUGAAUAUAACUAAAACUUCUUGAUCUUUUCCUUUCGAACCUGUUCGCAAAAACUGACUUGGAGCAUCUUUCAUCAUUGCGUCCCUUUCAAUUCUCUCUCUGGAAAGAGAGAAAACAGGAGCAGACUCUCAGGUUGUGGACACCACGGCAGUAACUGUGGGAGCACAUCCAAAGACAAUGGUCCACUGUGCGGGCUGCGAGAGGCCUAUAUUGGACAGGUUUCUCCUUAAUGUUCUGGACAGAGCCUGGCACAUCAAGUGCGUACAAUGCUGCGAGUGCAAAUGUAACCUAACAGAAAAAUGCUUCUCUCGAGAAGGAAAACUGUAUUGCAAAAACGACUUCUUUAGGCGCUUUGGAACAAAAUGCGCGGGUUGUGCUCAGGGGAUCUCGCCGAAUGACUUGGUCCGGAGGGCACGGAGCAAAGUGUUUCAUCUGAACUGCUUCACAUGCAUGAUGUGUAACAAGCAACUAUCCACGGGGGAGGAAUUGUACAUCAUAGACGAAAAUAAAUUUGUCUGUAAAGACGAUUAUUUAAGCAGCACGAACGGAAAAGACACCAAUCUCCUUUCAGUUACAGCGUGCAGUGAUCCUAGUUUAUCGCCAGAUUCGCAAGACCAGCUGCAGGACGAUGUUAAGGAUGGGGAAAUUGCGAACUUAUCGGACAAAGAAACGGGUAACAAUGAAAACGAUGACCAGAACCUCGGAGGCAAACGGAGAGGACCGCGUACCACCAUUAAAGCAAAGCAACUGGAGACACUGAAAGCGGCGUUCGCGGCGACCCCCAAACCAACCAGACACAUCAGGGAACAACUGGCACAGGAAACGGGGCUCAACAUGCGAGUUAUUCAGGUGUGGUUUCAGAACCGGCGGUCCAAAGAGCGGCGCAUGAAACAGCUGAGCGCGCUCGGCGCGAGGAGACACGCGUUCUUCCGGAGCCCGAGAAGAAUGCGAACGCUAGUGGACAGACUCGAGCCUGGAGAAUUAAUUCCAAACGGCCCUUUUUCAUAUUACGGAGAUUAUCAAAGCGAGUACUACGGUCCGGGAGGGAAUUACGACUUCUUUCCCCAAGGUCCCCCAUCUUCACAGGCCCAGACUCCUGUAGAUCUCCCUUUUGUUCCAUCGUCAGGACCCACCGGUACCCCGCUAGGGGGCAUGGACCAUCCUAUCCCAGGCCACCAUCCAUCCAGUGAAGUACAGCGCUUUUCAGACAUCAUGUCUCACCACCCAGGAGACUCACCCAGUCCAGAGCCAGGGAUACCUGGACCCCUGCACAGUAUGUCCACAGAUGUUUUUGGACCCAGUCCGUCCUUUACAUCCCUCUCCCUCAACGGCAGCGGAUACAGCAACCACCUCUCCCACCCUCCGUCAGAAAUGAAUGAGGGCACGGUCUGGUAGCUUCUGUGAAUGGACAUUUCGGCAGAGAGAAAUGAUUAUAAACAGAGGAAGGAGGGAGGGUGGGAACAGGGACACUGGCCACACAUUCUGGUUCUCAUUUCCCGUUUUUUCACGUCAUAAAUGUGGUGGGACAGCUCACAGAGAGAGCAGCAGAGGGCAGCAUGGGCAUUGACAUUUACCUUCUUGAACUCGUUGUAUUGAUGUUCCGUUUCCUUCUUUCUUUCUUCAUCCCAAGUCCGAACUCAAGAAGAGAAAGAACUGAUACUGUUGACCUGUGUGCUGUAUGAACUCAGCUAUGAGGCCCAGCUUUGCCGCGUCCCUCCAGAAGCUCAAUGCUUGUACCACCGGUUAAACCGCCGCUCUAAAAACAGCGAUUGCGACACAUUAAUAGCAUCAGCUACCGUCAAAGUCUUGUCAGCUUUACAAAGAAACACCCAAGGCGGCUGAUCUAACACUAACCUGCAAUGUUGACUCCAGGAAAGAUCUAAGCCGUCAGACUAAUUUAUUUAUUUGAAAACUCCUCAGACCUCCUUGCCUUUCAAGGCUCUGCCAUACUGACACUUAAACAACCUUUUCAACACUAAAUAUGUUUCUGAAGGCCAGGGAGAAAAAGCUUUUUUUCUCUCAUUCUGGACAUAUCCUGUUAUUUCUAUUUUUUUUUUUUUUCAUUUUUCAAGAAUUCCACCAAAUCUGAAGAAGAUAGCCUUCAAAAGGCAAAGUGUUAAAAUGUGUAUGGCUGGUGAACCCUUUAUUUAAUGGAAGAGAACUUGAAAUGUUGAUAAAUGAAGUCUACCUUCUAAAAUUAUUUUAACAAGGGUCUGAAAGGGACAAAGAACAGUCAACUGUUUACGUAAUAUAUUUAAUUCAGGAGUUAAAAGUAUCAACCAUGAUUUAGAACCUCUUGAUCCAGAAAAAAAUGUUCCAAGCAACCAACCAAACUUUUGUAUUGAUUUUAUUUAUAUUGUAUGAUGAAAACAAGUUUGCUGGGGUUGUGGUUCACUGUGCUAGUUUGUACAAAAUGUUGUUUACAAAAAAAAAAAACUGAAAAAAAAAAAAAAUCAAGUAGACAGUUGCCAAAUAAAAACAUAGCACAAAUACUGUAAAAGUGCUUUGCACCAUUAUCUGCAGAACGUGUUGAAACAAAGUGUAAGUGUUUAAAAAACAAUGAGAAGUAUUGACUUCUUAAUUUUUUUAGUCUGCUGAAAAAAAAAACAUUCAUAAAUUGUUAAUAUAACAUACUUAGACCUACAAGUUUUAUUUUUGUGUCUUUAAAGGAAAAUCCAAACUAUUGAAAUUGAUGGUCAAAUGUGCAGCAAGCAGCUGCUACUUUCUUUAAAUAUCAAAUUCUCAUGGUAUGUCUUUUAUUGUUCUAAUAAACCUAAGCUUACGUGACCUCCAGUGCAUAUUAGACCAUUCACUGUAUAAAUACAACAUGUUGAACAAAUUUGUGAGUUUUUAAUAAAAUUAGAAAAUAUGAAA
Messenger RNA from Carassius gibelio (silver crucian carp), 3475 nucleotides. It is a transcript of the gene lhx1a, whose product is annotated as LIM homeobox 1a. Bases 779 to 1996 code for a protein of 405 amino acids. The transcript has 5 exons. Gene Ontology annotation, biological process: regulation of transcription by RNA polymerase II; neuron differentiation. Gene Ontology annotation, cellular component: nucleus. Gene Ontology annotation, molecular function: DNA-binding transcription factor activity, RNA polymerase II-specific; RNA polymerase II transcription regulatory region sequence-specific DNA binding. The record is from RefSeq and is a predicted model, not a curated record. NCBI's taxonomy places the organism in Eukaryota, Metazoa, Chordata, Actinopteri, Cypriniformes, Cyprinidae.